CAUAUAGUAAAAAAUAAUUGAAAUAAAAUUUGAAAACCAAUUAAACACAACCUUUAGGUAGGUACGUCUGGGUAGGUGUAGGGUAGGGGAUAAGGGUGCGUCCAUAUCUGGCGACUGUUUUAAUUUAAGAACUUAUCGUUUCAAUAUUUUUAUUUCAGCAAAAUUUAGAUUAGGUGACUGUUUUAUCAUUUUCUAUAAUAAUUAUUAAAAAUAAUACAAAAAUAUCCAAUAAAUAUCAAAAUUGAUUGAUGCAUGCAAUAAAACGCAAGCUAUAGCGCACUGCAGCCUCCACAGAUGAUAAUAACAAGACGAGAAGGAGCUGUCAGUUUCGCAUCAAACAAUAAAUCAGGGCGUAACGUUUAUAUUCUAUUUUAAUGAAUAAAACAGUGUAGUUUAGUAUCGUGUAAGUCGUUAAAAUGAAUACACUCGAUAAACAAUUAGCGGAUCUACGAAUAUACGCGAACGAGUUGGAAGCAAAACUUCAAGAUGAUAUUAACGCGGCUAUGAAAAAACCUUCAAUUCCACCCAAAAAAAAUAAGCCUCCUUUGCCUCAAAUACCUCAAAGUUGUAUGGUGAAGUCUGCCUGCGAACCGUCCUAUUCAUCUAGACUAGAAUAUGGUAGCCGCACUAGUUCUACGUACUCAAACUUAGUCCCUGUAAAGAGUUGCAUCGUGCGGAAUACAGCUAAAGUACGCAGCGGAGAUGUUUUGCUAUACAGCAAUGUACUACCUCCCGGGGGCACCAACCAUGUCUACUCCAAUGUUAUGAUGCAGCGCAAUGCUUACGGUGGUGAUAGUAUUUACGGUGAUCGUGAUACGAGAUCAGAGGUGUCUAGAAUUAGCGAUUUAGGUGCACAGUCUAAUUACAGUGAGUUGCGGCGACCCGGCUCCGCAUAUCCCCCUUCUUCGGCGUCUGUUAAUGCUCAGGACUUUUCUACUUAUGGUGGAUCUCAGACAUCAUCUACUUACGAAUCUCUGUAUGAGCCCAUUAAUCCAAGACCAUGCAGUCAGCUGUCUGGCACGUCCCUGUACGGCGGCUAUGUAGGCACCACAGUGGAGCCUACUCCAGAACCUGACGAUGCACUGUAUUGUGGUAACUGCUACAAAUGUGGUGAGAAGAUCAUGGGUGAGACUACUGGCUGCACUGCCAUGGAAAGGAUCUAUCAUAUUAAAUGUUUCUGCUGUCAACAAUGUGGAAUUAACUUACAAGGUCGCCCCUUCUAUGCAGUGCAGGGGCGAGCACUAUGUGAAAGGGACUACUUGGAUACUUUAGAGAAAUGUUGUGUAUGUGGCGAUCCUAUCCUGGACCGCAUCCUGCGUGCGACAGGCAAACCUUACCACCCUCGUUGCUUCACUUGUGUGGUCUGUCAGAAGAGUCUUGAUGGAAUACCAUUUACAGUAGACGCAGUCAACCGUAUUCACUGUAUUGAGGACUUUCAUAAAAGAUAUGCGCCGCGCUGCGCGCGUUGUCGUGAGCCGAUCGUUCCGGAGAGCGGCGCAGAGGAAACUGUUCGCAUCGUAGCUCUAGAUAAGAGCUUCCAUGUUGCGUGCUACGCCUGCGAGGACUGUGGGACCUCACUGUGCUCUAGGCAAGAGGGCCGCGGCUGUUACCCUCUCGACGAUCAUCUCUAUUGCAGAGAGUGCAACGCUCGCCGCAUUCAGGAUCUCUCUAGGAAUAUUAACUAACUUGUUUACCCUGUAGCACUGUUAUCUUUGGAAAGCAAACAUUUUGUGGCUAAAUAU
Spodoptera littoralis (African cotton leafworm) is the source of this 1742-nucleotide messenger RNA. Lineage: Eukaryota; Metazoa; Arthropoda; Insecta; Lepidoptera; Noctuidae. The record is from the annotation of a GenBank genome assembly.